CCUCACUGACAUUUUUAGAGAAAACAGUUAAAUGUUAAAUGGACUUACACACAUCACACAAAAUAAGGAUCUAGUCCAUCGCUGUGUUCUACUUUCAUAGUGCUUUAUUCUUGAUUCGUAAGGAUAUAUUCAAAACUCACUGUAUGGUGUUUUCGUGUGUAUAAAGACAAAAAGUGCUAGAAAGUUAUAUUUGGUUGAUCACCUGUUUUCUUCACAUUCCAUCACGAUUUCGAAUAAUCGUACUUAUUACUCAUAAUAUUCCAAACAGGUAACAAUGUGGAUGCCCACCCAUGUACAAGUUACUGUUCAAAAAGCAGAGGGACUUCUCAUCAAAGGUAAAAACAACACCAACGAUUGUUUUGUUACGAUUGCCUUGGGAAAAACAAAAUAUCAAACAUCAGUCAAAGAGAAGUCUCCCCAACAAGUAGAAUGGCAUGAAGAAUGUGAAUUACCUAUACCAGACCAAGGCAACACAGCAGAAAUAGUUCUGACAGCUUUGCAUCAUAAUUAUCUUGGAAUAGAUGAAUUUUUAGGACGUGUGGCAAUACCACUAAACACUUUGGACAUUUAUGAAAGACCUAAAAACAAAUGGUAUACUUUGCAGAGCAAACAAGGAAAAGAGGGAAAAAAGAAAGAGAGAGGCCGCCUAGAGGUGAAAAUAGGCUUUACAGUCAAGGCAGGUAGUUUAACGAAUUUAAGUAAAAAAGAAAAACACAAAUCUUCCCUCUCCCAAGUGGCACAGUCUGUGGGAGGAAGCCUUAUGAGCCUUGGAAGUGCUGAAAAGAGAAAAGGCAUUAAGAAGUUUGCCAAAUCGAUUGGAUCCAAAAUGAACUUGAAAGGUAAAAAGAAAGACGGCGGAUCCGAGUACGAGGGGUCUUCCAUUGGAAGCGUCGGCAGUUUGAAUAUCAGGAGCGGCAAUUUAGAAAAGUUCAAAAGUAGGCAGACAUUGGAAGAUGCCGACCCAGGAGUUGUCAGCGACGAUGACGAGUUCACAUUCGACGAUCUGUCUCACAAGAGUUCAGCAAGUUCUAUAAGUCAGUCUGCAACUAACAGAACCGUUUCCCCAGUUAUUAAGACAUCGUCAGUGGAGAAUAUUCCACCCUCUGAUAUCCGCAAAGCAAGCUUAGGGGCCGUUAUUCCUCCUGUCAAACCUCCCAGAACUGAUCAGAAACUCCCACAGGAUGAAUGGGAAUCAAAACUUGUUGGAAAUAAGCCUAGAGUGGGUUUGAAACCGGGAAGCAGUGAAUCCCUGAAUCGUAGAUCCUGGGAUUCAUCCAAAUUAGCUUAUCAGAUCGAAGAAGAGCCAAAUGAUCUUCUAGAAGUCCCUAAUAACAGUAAAUUUGAAACUAUCAGUUUGAAGUCUAAUAGAUCACCCGAAACACCAAGGAAGGAGAUGAAAGAAGGGAUGUUCUCUAAGUUCAAGCACUUCAGAAAAGAUAAGAACGAACUUAACUUGGAGCAUGAGAGGCCGAUUGGUAACUCAAAUGAACGUAUUAUUAUAGGAGGAGAAACUGAGUUGCGUGUACCUGUCCAAAAUAAUCGCAUAUCAAAUGAAUUGCUACAAAAGUUUGAAGGAAAAACCCGAGAGGAUUUGAUAUUAUCUUUGAUGGAAACGCAACAUGAUUUGGAGAAACAAAAAAAGAAAUUGAAAGAUCUGGAGGACUAUCUAGAUGAUUUAUUGCUCAGAGUAAUGGAAACGACUCCACGUAUUUUACAGAAUCCGUACAUAACUUGCAAAAUGGCACAUAAAAAAAUAAAGGGUUGAUUGUUCGUGUGACUGACAUCACUGAAGUAUUGUGCCAGUAAUUCACAAAGGAUGCAAAAAGCUUUUGUUGAAAUAUCUUUUUGACUAUUAAGGAAGUAUAUGAGAAACAUCACAUUGGACAUGAAUAUAAUUUAUGCAGAGUUAUAUUCUUGAAUGAUAGUUGCAAGUGAGGUGAAUGAUCUCGUUUUCAUUUUUUUAUUCUACAUUUCAAUAACAAGGCAGAAAAUGCUAUCAAGUGAUAUUCAUUUCAAAUCGAUUCUCUAAAAUAUCAUUGGUGCUGUAUCAUCAUUCUUCUCAAGGAUGUUUUUUACAUUGUGAUAUUGACUGCUUUAAAAACUAAAUAUUUCCUUUUUUCAUUAGACUUGAUAAUAUGUGUGUUGCAGUCAUAUGAUUCAUAUCAUUAUCGAUAAUGAUAGUUCUAUUAGUGCUAUAACUGAAGAAGUUGAAUUAAUUACGACUUUUGGGGAAUUUUAAACAGUUUUUAAGUUUCUAGUCACCUAAAGUUUCAAUUGCCACCUAUUUCAAAAGGCUUUUUGAUUUUCUGUGAAUACAUACUGGAAGAGAACCAUAUUUAUAUUUAUUUGUUUUAGAGAUAUUUUGUCUAAAGUUGUUUGACUGUUAUAUUCUUUAUUUAUGUUCAAACCGACACGAAAAUAAUCAGAAUGCUUUCAUAAACUAACAAAGUGCCUCAAAUUCAAAUUCCAGUUAGCCGUUAGAAAAUUAACGCUUUAUGAAAGUUUCUAAUUAUUUUUAACGUUUUUAUUGUUAGGAUUUGAGUUCUUUCUAUGAUAAUAUUCUCAUCACAUAGUGUACCUAAGAGUUUCAUUGAUUUUCUCGGAAUAUAGAGGGAGUUGGUAUAUUAUAUUAAUAGGAAACUGUAGAAGAAAAUAUUUUCUUUGAAGUGUACUUCUAAUGGAAAUAAUUCAGUGCCUCUCUUAUUCAGUGCUUUCCAUUUGCCAAAUUUGCAAGAGAAUCAGGAAGUUGGCAUGUGAUAUGUGUUUAGUUCAUAAAAUGUUUUUUCAUGUUCUGAGACUGAAUGUUGAAAAUGUUACUGUAUAGGGUUUAAAAUAGUUUCUAAAAUUGACAAAAGGUUGUAUCAUAAAUUAUAAACAUAGAGUUAGAUUCAUCUUCAAUACCUUGAAAUUACACUAAACAGAAAUUAACACAUUCAGGGACAGCAGAACCCAAAAGAGUGGCAGGUAACACUUACUAGUACCAAUUCCAGAAUAUUUUCUAAUAUAUUAUUAAAAUACA
Messenger RNA from Leptinotarsa decemlineata (Colorado potato beetle), 3019 nucleotides. It is a transcript of the gene Rip11, whose product is annotated as Rab11 interacting protein. NCBI's taxonomy places the organism in Eukaryota, Metazoa, Arthropoda, Insecta, Coleoptera, Chrysomelidae. The record is from RefSeq and is a predicted model, not a curated record.